AUGUUUAGUAUGAUGUCAUCAGAUUUUGAAAUUGAUUAUACAAGUAAGUGGUAUUACAUUAACAACAUGUAUUUUAUCCUACAAAAUGAUAAAAUUUAUAGAUCAUCUUCAAUACCACAAGGUCAAUUUGAACAAAUUUUUCAAGCUGAUGGAGACAUUGAAGCUUUAUGUUAUGGAUCAAAUGUUUGUGUUCUCGUUUCAGGUGAAAUGGUCUAUUCAUAUCCUGUAAGUUAUAACAGACAUAUUUAUUUAUCACAGGAUUAUCAAAUUGGGAAUUGGUUUAUUCAUUCACUCCAAAACUUACUCGAAAUUAUAGAUUUACAAUAUUUAUUUUAUAUUGAUGGGUAUUUCAUUGCUUUAGGAUGUGGUGAUUUAGUAAACAUCAGUAGUGAUGGGAGAAACUGGUCUGAAAUCACAAAAUUUCAAGAUGUUAGAAAAGCAAUUUUCAAAAAUAAUACGUUAAUAUUGAUAACAAGACCAGUUUUAAAUACUCACCCAAAUUCAAUAUUAUAUAAUAAAUUCAAUAUUCAUAAUGGAUUAAAUACAAUUCUUGAGAUGAUUUACCCCAUUGGUUCUAUUUAUACGUCAAUGAAUUCAACAAAUCCAGAAACAGUUUUGGGUUUUGGUAUGUGGAAGCAGAUUGUAGACAAAUUCUUAUACUGUGCUGACUCUUCAAAGCAAACGGGAGGUUCGAAGAAAAUUAAAGAAGCAAACCUUCCACCGCACACUCAUACGGGAACUACAAACACAACAGGUAAUCAUUCACAUUCAAUAACAAAAAGAGGUUAUACAAAUCUUGCAGCAGGUUCGGAUAGACAGGGAAUGCAUAGAUAUGAUAUUUCAAGUGACCCAGUAGAUUCAAGCACAGGUAUUUUCUGUGGAACCACAGGAAAUCAUGCCCACACUUUCACAACAAAUCCAACAGGCUCGGGUGAAGAUUAUAUGCCACCAUUUAUGACUGUAUUCGCAUGGUAUAGAGUUCAAUGA
Molecule: messenger RNA, 987 nt
Organism: Trichomonas vaginalis G3
Lineage: Eukaryota; Parabasalia; Trichomonadida; Trichomonadidae
Product: keratin-associated protein family
Exons: 1
Coding region: 1-987 (328 amino acids)
Source: RefSeq, a predicted model, not a curated record